Messenger RNA from Saccostrea echinata, 1380 nucleotides. RefSeq lists its product as uncharacterized. Lineage: Eukaryota; Metazoa; Mollusca; Bivalvia; Ostreida; Ostreidae. The transcript is spliced from 11 exons. The record is from RefSeq and is a predicted model, not a curated record. The coding region runs from base 1 to 1380 and encodes 459 amino acids.
AUGGAAAAUCCGUGUAUUAUGGAUAAAAAGGAUGAGAUCCUGGAAAACAUGCCCUUAGAGAGGAAAGGACAACUACCCAUCAUAUCCAUGGAACGUAGUACGAUAAAUGUUUAUUUUUGGAUUUUGCUGACAGUACUGAUAUGCUGGGUAGUAAGAUGUGGUAAGCUGUACGGCUAUUCAUUCCCAGUGUAUACCACACUAUCUUGUCCCAGGAACAAAUCAGAAUGGAGAAAUAGGUCAUCUGACCUAAACUGUACAGAGAGUAAUGGAUACAUGUGUAUACCUAACGAGAACAUCACAGAGCUGUUGGAGUUUUGUUACAGAUAUCCAAGGAUACCGAUUGAAAAGAAUAUCUGUUUGAUUCUGAAGAAAUCGACGUCUCUUGUUGAAGCCUACAGCUGCCCACAAUUUAAAAAUGGAUGUCCAGAUAAGCAGUACUGGAGCGAUGAAAUUUUCAAAUAUCAAAACUGCCUAUCUAUUGGAAACAGAUGUUCUCUUGCUGAGCCUCACUGCAAUGAACAAGGCUGUCUGUGUGCUAGUAAUCAUUAUAAGAGGAGGAAAACAGAAGACUUUUGGCGGUAUGAAAUAACGGAGCCUCACAAGGGGAAGGAUGAUAUCCCCUAUAGAAGACACAGAUUAAGAGAAAGAGAAAUAAAUAACAUGGAUAAAAUAAACAGAGUAAAAACUGAGGAAGAGGGAGGAGAAAAGAAGUCCAAUGAUGAAUCCUUGAAAAAUUAUAUAGCAGGAAAACAUGACAACACACUACAUUUAGAUGAAACCAACGAGACGACAGACUCCUCAUCUGAAGACAAUAGGGAAAAAGAAUAUUUCUCACUGGAUGAAGACGUUCCAGAGGGGAUAAACAGUUAUUCAAAACAGCUGGAGGACAGUGAUAGAAUCAGUUUGGAAGAGCUUAGGAGAGCUGGAAUACAUCUUGAUGGCUACGAAGUGUGGAAAACAGAGAUGUCAGAAAAAUACAAGCAGUUGUCAAAUGAGGAACGUGCUGCUUUAUUUCUCCUCCUCUGCAGCAAUAAAAAUACCUUUAUUUUGGAAAACACAGAAAUAUUUACAAAAAGAGUAUAUGAAAUUUGUGGUGCAAAAUACGUUUCAAAGAGCAUAAGUGAUAGUAUUCAAGCAUUGCAAUCGAAAGGAUUCGUAUCCAUUGAGAACGAAAAAGUGACAUUUGCUUCAGAUGGUGUCCAAGACGAGACAAUGUUUGAUUACUUACACACAUGUUGGAAGAGGAGCACAGGUGACAGCCAAGACGAGUUCACGCCUAAAUACACGUUUAUUAACAGAAAUUGGAGAAUAAAUAGUCAAUAUGGUCCCUUUAUUAAGAGACAGUUACUUAAUGUGUCGCUAGAGAGUUCUGGACAUUAG